Molecule: messenger RNA, 903 nt
Organism: Gekko japonicus
Lineage: Eukaryota; Metazoa; Chordata; Lepidosauria; Squamata; Gekkonidae
Product: estradiol 17-beta-dehydrogenase 11-like
Exons: 7
Coding region: 1-903 (300 amino acids)
Cellular component (GO): lipid droplet
Molecular function (GO): oxidoreductase activity, acting on the CH-OH group of donors, NAD or NADP as acceptor
Source: RefSeq, a predicted model, not a curated record
AUGCAUCUCUUGCUUGAGAUCCCCUUGUUUUUAUUGACUGUCCUUUAUUCCUACUUGGAGGCUUUGGUCAAGCUUUUCGCACCUGCAAAGCGAAAGUCUGUCACCGGAGAGAUUGUCCUGAUCACCGGAGCUGGCCACGGACUUGGGAGAGCCACGGCUUACGAAUUUGCAAAGCAUCACUGCCAAUUGGUUCUCUGGGAUAUCAAUGAGCAUGGCAUUGAAGAGACAGCUGCAGAAUGCAGAAGACUGGGAGCCAGGGCUCAUGCCUUCGUGGUGGACUGCAGCAAGAAGGAGGAAAUCUACUGCAUGGCAGAGAAGGUGAAAAGAGAAAUUGGAGAUGUGUCUAUCCUGAUGAACAAUGCGGGUGUGAUCUCCACCACAGAUCUGCUUUCAACUGGGGACCACGAAAUUCAGAAGAUAUUUGAAGUCAACAUUCUUGCUCAUUAUUGGAUUUCAAAAGCCUUCCUGCCAGCCAUGAUGAAAAACAACCAUGGGCACAUUGUCACCGUGGCAUCUGCUGUUGGUCACAUAGUGGCACCUUUUAUUGUGCCUUAUUGCUCAAGCAAAUUUGCUGCUGUUGGCUUUCACAGAGCUCUGACGCAGGAACUGAUUGCUCUGAAAAAGAACGGGGUUCAAACUUCUUGUGUCUGUCCCAUGUUUAUAAAUAGCGAUUUUGUCAAAAAUCCAUCUUCAAGACUGAUGCCACCUUUGGAGCCGGAACAAGUAGCAAAGCAAGUAAUGGAAGGGAUACUAGCCAACCAGAGAAUGAUUUUUAUUCCGCCAUUCCUGAAAGUCAGUGUAAUGCUAGAUAGGCUUCUUCCUGCUCGUGCAAUUUCAGCUUUGUGGAGGCUGAAUGACCUUAAAUUUGAUGUCGCUGUUGCAUAUAAGGACAAGGAAAACUAA